CCAUGCAUAAAUAUACAUCCUUGCCUCUCCAAUUCACUAUUUACUUUCCAUAUAACACUAUCUCAAACCAUGUCUAGUUCCAAUUUUCAACUUCAACACCUCAUUACCCUCCUUUUAUUUUUCUUCAUUUCAUCCACAUUCUCUCAACAAUCUUUCAGACCAAAAGCACUUGUCCUCCCAGUCACAAAAGAUACAUCAACAACAAACCAAUACAUAGCACAAAUCAACCAAAGAACCCCACUCGUCCCACUAAAUCUCGUCGUUGAUCUCGGCGGCCAAUUCCUCUGGCUAGAUUGCGAACAACACUAUACUUCCUCCACAUACCGCCCUGCACGCUGCCGCUCCGCCCAAUGCUCCCUCGCCAAAUCCACCGCCUGCGGUGAUUGCUUCUCAUCCCCCAAACCAGGUUGCAACAACAACACCUGCAGUAUCUUUCCCGAUAACACCGUCACCCAUACUGCCACCAGCGGCGAACUCGCUGAAGACGUUUUAUCAAUUCAAUCCACCAACGGCUUCAAUCCAACACAAAACGUUGCCGUUUCACGUUUCCUAUUUUCGUGCGCGCCGACUUCAUUAUUAGAAGGACUCGCAAGUGGUGCUUCUGGUAUGGCCGGUCUCGGUAGAACCAAAAUCGCUUUUCCAUCUCAAUUAGCUUCUGCUUUUAGCUUCGACAGGAAAUUUGCUAUUUGCUUUUCGUCUUCAGACGGCGUCGUUUUAUUCGGUGACGGUCCUUACGGUUUUCUCCCAAAUGUCGUAUAUGAUUCCGAAUCGUUAACUUACACGCCGCUUUUAAUUAAUCCAGUCAGCACGGCUUCGGCUUUCACUCAAGGUGAGCCGUCAGCCGAAUAUUUCAUCGGCGUGAAAAAAAUAAAAAUAGAUGAUAAAGUGGUUUCGCUUAACACAAGUUUGUUAUCUAUAAACAGUAACGGUAUUGGUGGAACGAAAAUUAGUACCGUGGAUCCUUACACGGUUCUAGAAGCUUCUAUUUAUAAAGCGGUUACAGAUGGUUUUGUUAAAGCGUCGGUUGCUAGAAACCUAACGAGGGUGGAUUCCUUUCAUCCUUUUGAAUUUUGUUAUACUAAUUUGGGUGGGACGCGAUUGGGUGCGGCCGUGCCUACAAUUGAGCUCGUUUUGCAAAAUGAAAAUGUGGUUUGGAGUAUAUUUGGUGCGAAUUCGAUGGUGAAUAUAAAUGAUGAGGUUUCGUGUCUUGGGUUUGUGAAUGGUGGUGAGAAUGUGAGGACUUCGAUUGUGAUUGGAGGGUAUCAGUUGGAUAAUAAUCUUUUGCAAUUUGAUUUGGCUGCAUCUAGAUUGGGAUUUAGCUCUACGCUAUUUGGACGCCAAACUGGAUGUUAUAAUUUCAACUUUACAUCCGCAACUUAAAUUCGCAGUUUUGGCACGCUUGGAAGUUUGAAUAAUUAGUGUUGCCUUCGUUUAUAAUAAAUGGCUUUGAAAUUCAUGUCUUCUUCACAAAUCACAAGGAGUAUAGUUUGAUGUAAACUAGAGUAUGCUAUUCGUACGUGUAUAUAUACUUUUUCCCCUUCUGAUUAUAUGAUUAUGCAACACUGGUUGUAUGUAUCAAAGGUUGAAUAAUUUGUUCAAGACGUAAACAAGUAAUAUUUAUAUUUACUGGUUUAAAUGCGGAUGUAUUUGAUUUAUGUGUAUUAAA
Molecule: messenger RNA, 1666 nt
Organism: Cicer arietinum (chickpea)
Lineage: Eukaryota; Viridiplantae; Streptophyta; Magnoliopsida; Fabales; Fabaceae
Product: probable aspartic proteinase GIP2
Biological process (GO): proteolysis
Cellular component (GO): Golgi apparatus; cell wall; extracellular region
Molecular function (GO): aspartic-type endopeptidase activity
Source: RefSeq, a predicted model, not a curated record